Molecule: messenger RNA, 4134 nt
Organism: Rhopilema esculentum
Lineage: Eukaryota; Metazoa; Cnidaria; Scyphozoa; Rhizostomeae; Rhizostomatidae
Product: COMM domain-containing protein 4-like
Source: RefSeq, a predicted model, not a curated record
AGGUGAUUCAUUUUCCGUGUCUUCUCUGGAAAGGAACCAGUUUGAGGAGGAACUGUAAUUUAGAUAAAGUGAAAGACCGGCCUCAAAUUUGAAAAGCUGUUUUAUACAUAAUGAAGUUUAGAUUCUGUGGAGAUCUUGAUUGCCCCGAUUGGCUGUUAGCAGAAAUCAGCAUUCUCUCAAAGAUAUCAUCAGUUAAAAUGAAACUUCUCUGUGCUCAAGUUGUUGGGGAAAUGUUGGGUGGCUCGAUCGAUUAUGCAAAAGCCGCCAAGCUCACAGCUGAUGCGAAAUUUGAGAUUUCCGACAUUAAAGCUGCGAUUGCUGCAUUGAACUUCAUCUUCUCGAGUUCUGCAAGGCAUCGUGUGGAAGGGGAAACAGUAUGCAACGAACUGCAACAACUUGGUUUGCCAAAGGAGCAUGCUACUGCUCUCUGCAAAAUAUAUGACGAAAAGCUCCAACAACUGGUGCAAAUCCUUCGUGAACAAAGUAUGCGUAUUUCCAGACUAAAGAAAGUCGAUUGGAGAGUUGAUUAUGUACUAAGCUCAAGUUUAUACGACACUAUAAGUGAACCAGAAGUUCAAAUUAAAAUUUCAAAGGAAGACAAAAUUAUAGACAAAGAAUGUGAAUUGGCCUUUACUGUUAAUGGAGACGAAUUCAGAACAUUGCUAGCUGAACUUAAGCAAGCUUACAAAUUGAUGGAAGAUCUCUCUUAGUAAGAAGAAUUGUGUAUGACACUGACCUCUCAUAGAUUGAUUUUUGGCAGUAAACAAAGUAUGUGAUCUACCGUUUUUGUAUGUGUUUCAAAAAAUCUUUUGGAGAGUAGCAAAUAGCUUAGUUAAUGUUAAAAUAGGUUAGAAUCAUUUAACAGCAUGAUACAAUCGUGCCAGACUGCAAAUUUUGGGUAUGUGCGGGGAACGCCUUCCCCACCCAAUAAUUUUUUGCUCAAAUCCCGUCCGAGCAUUUUUGCAAAUUUAGAUUAAUCCGAGCAGCUGGAACAUGGACUUUUGGUGAAUUUUGCGCAUCGCCUAAUCUUGAGGCCUAAAAGUGCUAUUUAAAAAUAAAAUCCCGCAGCUUUUAACCUGUCAUUUUGCAACAUGAUUUGUUCCCACGCAUGCAUAAGCGAUAGAAAAUAAUUCCCUGCGCACAAAACAUACUUUGCAUUCUGGCAAUCGUGCUAUGGAAAAAUUGAAAUCCUAGACAAAAUAAAAGUUGUAUCUUCUUCUUGAAGCAGAUGUCAUUUCAUCUUAUCUAAGUGAUUUAAUUUUAUUGUGAAGAACAAGUAUAAUUCCAUGAAGAACUUUUCUACAUAACAAAGAAUAACAGCUUUUUCUACUGUCUAGGGCUCUUUGUUAAAAAUAAAUAAAAUCUCAAAAUAAAGCAGUUUAAUUUUUAAAUUGUUUCUAAACAUAACUGCAUGUUUGUUGCGUCCGAUGCGCUAUAAAACAGGUCAUCUACAUUGUUAUGAUUAAGUUGACCAUGUUUGAUCAAAUAUGUUUUCCAAUUUUCUCUCUCUGGGUGAGUAGUCAUAUAGACCUGUUGGUUAACUUUUGGAAAUGAGGAAUUAGUUGUAUUAAAAAACACACAAUGUUGCUUAUGUUUGCUUUGUACUUCAAAUGAAUAUAAAAAAAUGUUCAUUAUAAUUAUGAGUAAAUAUUGACUUUCUUGCCUCUAUUCUUUGCAAAUGAUUUUUAAAAUAGGAUGUUUUGAAAUGAAUCAAAAUUCAGUAAGCCAAAAGGUUUGGCUGAAUUUGAAGUUUAAACCUUGUCUUUGGAAGUAAAAAAUGGGACCUUUAUUUGAAUAAAGAAGGUGAUUGACAGUAAGAAAAACUAAGCAGAAAAGGAAUUGGGACUUGAUACACUACAAUUCUUGCAGAGCAAUUUCAAUAAAGUCGAAGUUAGACUUUUUGACAAUUUUAUUUUUGAAAAAGGUUGUCAAAAUAAUCUAUGGUCCAAUACAUGUAUAUCAAUUCUUUCGUUUGGUUAAAAGAUUUUGCUUUCACUAAAAAAUUGAAAGAUUCUAUGAGCCCAUAAGGCAAAAAAAGGUCUACAUAUGAACGGGUAAAUCAGCCCUUUCAUUAUUUUUAAUCUAGAACAAUGUAUUUUAAAGCAGAAGAUCCUUUGCAUAAUCUUUUGUUAACAUUAUUGUCAAUUAAUCCAACCCUGUCUAAAGAGUAUUUGACAAAUCUAGAAAAAAUAAUGGCACCAUUUAACUUAAGGUUUUGCAGUGUAAUGCUACAAGGAUAGAAUUAUUGGGGAGUGUGGGGUGUGUGACACCACCUCAAUAUUUUAGUGCUCUUCGGUAAAUUCUACUUCAAUUCAGUAAAAAGCAUUUUUUGUAACCAUUAGUAACAAAAUGAUGCAAAAAUUAACUUUGUUUAUCUUCUUGUCUUCUUUAUCUCAAAGGUGAAAACUGAAAUUUUAAAAAUGGGUGUUUCCAUCUAAAGUUUUGUAAUGGUUCACUGAUUCGACAGGCAUGCACAAGCAUUUGUGUAUUCCUUGUAUUUUGCUUUCCUCUAGAAAAAUACUGAUGAAUGACAAAUCAAAGAAACAAUUAUGGUUAGUUGUAGAAAACCACGAUUCCUCUGAAUUAAUCGGAUAUGACAACUGAACCUUUCCUGCUGCUUUCUUAUGACCCCCUCUUUAACAAUUUGUAUGCUUUCAUGCGCUGAUCAAAUUCACACGAAAAAUUUACUGAUUGGUUCUACUGAUUUGUGUUUGAAUGUUUCACAUUUCUUGAAUUGCAAUUUCCAGAACUGUCUAUGAACAAUGAAUGCCCAAGACACAUUUUAAACCAAAUAGCUAUUUAGUUGUAAUAAAAAGCCAGUUCUUUGACCAAAAAUUCCUUAAAGAUGCAAUGUACCUUAGUUUUAACUUAAUGCCAUCACUAAAUCAUUGUUAAAUGCUGGCAGCAAAGGGACAAAGAGGGCUGGGUUCAUAGGUUAACAGGACUUUUUCUGAACCAAGACCAACAUAUACAUUUAACAAAGCAUCACAUAACUUUCCAAUCACUUGCCAGUCAAAUUCCUUGCCCUGUUAGGCCUGUAACACAGCUGUCCUGAAGUAUAAUAGAUUAUAUGGUUGUGAGCUGAGAGUCACAAAACAAAUAACAUAAUCUUUAUUACACAAUUCCCUUUGUUUCAUGGAAAAAAAUUAACAUACAACAAAGUGUGUUUCAAGUGACCAGAAAUGCAAAUUACAUGUGGUUACCAUAGAACAGCUUGCAUUUAAACCUAUUCAGUGUAUGCAAACCAUUAUAUUCAAAAUAAGCACUUUGGGCAGUUCUUUUUCCAGAUUUAAGUUUGGAUAAGAUUCAAUUACAAUUCUCUUAUCACUGCUUAUUUUUCAUGGCAGCACGCUUUCCUGUCAAUGCUUGGAAGCCAGAUUUGAUGCUUGCAACAGAACAUCUUGAGCCACAGGUUUCACACUGCAAGAAGAAUAGUCUUGUUUCCUUGUGCAGAAUUGUGUCAGGUGACCUACAGGUAUGGCAUGUCACAUACUCCCCUGUAAAAGACACAAAAAAUCAUUCAGUACUUUAAAAAACUCAAUUCAUCUGUCUAAAUUUAACUUUAAAUUGCACUAAGUUAAUUCCUUACAGGCUUAUAAUUACAAACUAAGUAAAACUAAAAAACUUGGCAUUAUUCUUAUCGCUAUUUCCUACAGUUAAAACAUUAUUAUCACCCAUUUGAGGGGCUAGUGACAUUUUCCUCCAAUAGGGAACGGUUCCCAUUUUCCGCAAAAAUGAAUCAAAACUGUUUUAAUGGCAUUUGAAUUAACAUGUCCUGCUUAAAAGGCAUCCACUUUCUUAAUAGAAGCAAAAUCAUCCAUCAAGAUAACUAGAAUGAAGUUUUAAUUUCUGAUGCCAACUCUCGUAAAAACACUGAUGCUACGUCUCUACUCACUUGAAGCUAAGUUGAAAAUAUCUAGGUUAAAACUGAUCCAUUCAGAGAUAUAUAAAUCUUUUUUUAUAAAGUAGGUUAAUGGUGACACGAAACAUUGGAUUACUUUUAGACUUUUUGUUUUAAUGUAUGCUGGUUGAAGGGCUGUAGUAUGGGAACCUUUUAAUCUAGUGCAAAUACGACUAAGGGCUCUAAUCAUAGGUAGGUUCAUAUGUUGUGUUAUCCAUCAAACACCUGCAAAU